AUGCUGUUCUCCCUGCGCGAGCUGGUGCAGUGGCUCGGCUUCGCCACGUUCGAGCUGUUCCUGCACCUGCUGGCCGCGCUGGCGUUCAGCAUGCUGGUGGCCCUGCGCGCGGACAUGCUGGCGCCGUCGCUCUCCUGGUGGCUCGUCUUCUCGCCGCUCUUCGCCGCCGACGGCCUCAGCACCUACUUCACCGCCAUCGUGUCCAUCCGGCUGUACCAGGAGAACGAGAAGCGGCUGGCGGUGCUGAGGCUGCUGUGGGUGCUCACCGUGCUCAGUCUGAAGCUGGUGUGCGAGGUGCUGCUGUGUCAGAAGAUGGCAGAGCAGGAGCAGGCUCGCGAUCUGUGGUUCGGCCUCAUCGUUUCGCCGCUCUUCAUUCUGCUGCAGCUGCUGAUGAUUCGAGCGUGUCGAGUCAACUGA
Molecule: messenger RNA, 417 nt
Organism: Knipowitschia caucasica
Lineage: Eukaryota; Metazoa; Chordata; Actinopteri; Gobiiformes; Gobiidae
Source: the annotation of a GenBank genome assembly